Suillus subaureus is the source of this 279-nucleotide messenger RNA. RefSeq lists its product as uncharacterized. The annotation marks the transcript as partial. The transcript has a single exon. The record is from RefSeq and is a predicted model, not a curated record. NCBI's taxonomy places the organism in Eukaryota, Fungi, Basidiomycota, Agaricomycetes, Boletales, Suillaceae.
GAAGAGGUGCUAAAGAGGAUUGAGGACAAGUCCAGGGCAAAGCCAGGAGGUCCUAGUAUGUUUAAGCAUUAUCAGGCAGCUGUGAAGAGAGUCAUGGCUGAAUUGUCUGACAAUGAGUUGGAGAAGGUGAAGGAAACAGCCAAAGAAUGGUCCAACAACUUUCCUCCUCCCAAGAUACAGGCACAAGUUGCUUGUAAGAAGGGACCUGCAUAUAUAGAGCACUUUUCAAAGGAGAUGUGGAAGCAAUGCAGGAUGAGAGUGUUUGUGAUAUUGGCUUGA